CAACACAAAAAGUAAUUGUGGAAUUGUGCGAAAAUGUCAUCUGUCACAAUUUGUGGAUUUGUUAAAAUUGAGCCAAAACGAGAGGAAAAUGAAGAAACUGCAACCCCUAACGAGGAGGUUCCGACAACUUUCAAGGCUGAGGAUAGUGAGACUGCAACUGGCAUCAAAAGUGAUCGCGAAAUUAAAAGUGAACCGCAGGAAGACGAGUGCACCUCAUAUUUCAUUAAUCCGCCUCUUCUGUUGUAUGAUGAAUGUAUGGAAGACAAAAGUAAUGUCCUUAACGUACGAUUACGCCACAAACGCCAGAAACUCCUACACUCGACAUCUCCAAAAACACACCGCCGUCAAAGACAUAAAAUGUGACCAGUGCGCUUACGCCACACAUUCGAAGGGCAACCUGAACCAACACCUACGAACUCACCAAAACGAGAAGAAAUUUAAAUGUGGCCAGUGCACGUUCGAAACUCACGUCGAGACCUACCUGAAACGACACGCCCUGAAUCACAAACCGACCACGGACUUUAAAUGCUCGUACUGUCCGUACGCCACAAACGUAAAGGUCAACUUCAACAAGCACCUCUCGAAGCAUACAAGGGAGAGCUUAAGGUGCGAGCAGUGCGACUACGUGACGAGAGAUCGCGAAAAUCUGAGGCGACAUUUGCUGAAACAUGUCGAGUUGAAGGACUUCAAGUGCAAGUUUGAACGUACAACUCGAAGUACUUGACUUGACAAAAACUCGAGUGAGUGACCAGUAAUUAAAGGACGUUAAAACUACAUCAAUAAAUUAAGUGCUUCAUUUGUGAAUUUUAUAUGCAUAGAAUGGUGUAUAGGUAUAUGUUUUUAUAUUAAACGCAAUUUUAAAGUGUUUACUCCGGUAAAAUUAACCCAUAGCAUUCCAGCAAUCAAUUUUGCAUAUUUCUUGUGAAAAUAAUAAAUAUGCAAAAUAUGCAUGUGGUAUAGUCUUGUCUCUAAAAUCUGUGCGCGAGAAGUAGAACAGUCUCUUAAGGAAUCGCCCCGCGGUAAAGGACGAAAUGUGUCCAGAAAAUAAGAAUGUACGUCCACGAUGCGCACUUUGCAAAACUUCCUGCUUAAAUU
Messenger RNA from Photinus pyralis (common eastern firefly), 1095 nucleotides. RefSeq names its product RE1-silencing transcription factor B-like. The transcript is spliced from 2 exons. Bases 89 to 724 code for a protein of 211 amino acids. Gene Ontology annotation, biological process: regulation of transcription by RNA polymerase II. Lineage: Eukaryota; Metazoa; Arthropoda; Insecta; Coleoptera; Lampyridae. The record is from RefSeq and is a predicted model, not a curated record. Gene Ontology annotation, cellular component: nucleus. Gene Ontology annotation, molecular function: RNA polymerase II transcription regulatory region sequence-specific DNA binding; DNA-binding transcription factor activity, RNA polymerase II-specific.